Molecule: messenger RNA, 871 nt
Organism: Leguminivora glycinivorella
Lineage: Eukaryota; Metazoa; Arthropoda; Insecta; Lepidoptera; Tortricidae
Exons: 8
Coding region: 43-789 (248 amino acids)
Source: RefSeq, a predicted model, not a curated record
ACUGUAGCGAAUGAUAGUUCAUUUUUUAUUGUUAAUUCAAAGAUGACUAAAAUAAGUAUAAUUUUGCUGAUGGCAUUAAUAGGCACUUCAACUUCAUCCUAUGUGGAUGGUUUUGCAGGUCUAAGGAACAGCUUGCUCGAGCAACAGGUUUUACAAUUACUCGAAACAUUUAGAGGUAUAAUGUUAACUGGUUCUGGCGACAUUCCGAUUCUAGAUCCCCUGCAAGUAGAACAUGUACACGUAGAUGAAAAUAUAAUUGAUUUGCCAGGGGCGCACGUGACAGUCAAAGAUUUGGUUCUGCAUUACCUUAGUACUUUUGUUGUGGAUCACUUGAGAAUUUCAAUAACCGGUUUACUUCCAGUGCGGUAUUCGGUGCAGUUUGAAGCACACAUUCCAAUUAUAAUCGCCGAAACUGAUGAGUACGAUUUAUACAUUACAGCGAUGAAUUAUGAAAUAUUUGGUAGAGGAGACGGCAAAGCCGAGGUUAUUGAGCCACGAGUAUCGGGUUCCUUUACGUUUGCAGUUUUGAGCACCACGGUAUCGGAUAUGGUCGUCAACAUUGGUUUAAGCAAGUUUGAGCCUCAACUGACUGGACUAUUCCACCACGACGGCGCUAAUAACUUCGCUAACGCUUUUCUCGCCAACUUGGUUCCGGAAAUUGUUGUUUUCUACAAAGAUGAAAUUAGUGACUUUGUAAGUCCUUUAAUACAAGAUAUUGCAAAUCAAAUACUGGAAAACGUAAGCAUAGGGGAUUUAUUUCCCCAAUUCCAAAAAAAUAAGAAUAUGUAAUUGGAUGGACUAUCGUAAAACAAUGUUACAAUAUCUACUGGUAUUAAACUGGCAAAAAAGAAAUAAAAACCCUUGAGAAUAA